AUGACUGGAGGCAAAUCCGGAGGAAAGGCCAGCGGCUCCAAGAACGCGCAAUCCCGAUCGUCCAAGGCCGGUCUUGCGUUCCCCGUUGGUCGUGUCCACCGUCUUCUCCGAAAGGGCAACUACGCUCAACGUGUUGGUGCUGGUGCUCCCGUCUACCUUGCCGCUGUCCUCGAAUACCUUGCAGCUGAAAUCCUCGAAUUGGCUGGCAAUGCCGCCCGCGACAACAAGAAGACCCGUAUCAUCCCCCGUCAUCUGCAACUCGCCAUCCGCAACGAUGAAGAAUUGAACAAGCUUCUCGGACACGUUACAAUUGCACAGGGUGGUGUCUUGCCCAACAUCCACCAGAACCUUCUGCCAAAGAAGACCCCGAAGGGUGGCAAGAAUCCCAGCCAAGAGCUAUAG
Molecule: messenger RNA, 402 nt
Organism: Amorphotheca resinae ATCC 22711
Lineage: Eukaryota; Fungi; Ascomycota; Leotiomycetes; Helotiales; Amorphothecaceae
Exons: 4
Coding region: 1-402 (133 amino acids)
Cellular component (GO): nucleosome
Molecular function (GO): protein heterodimerization activity; DNA binding; structural constituent of chromatin
Source: RefSeq, a predicted model, not a curated record